AUGGAUGAGGUACUUGAUCCCUCGCAAUUUCUGAAUACCUUUAUUGCCGGCGAUACUAUUUCUCGCGCGACUUCACCCGGCUUGCCACCUUCUACCUCAGCUGAUAUCGACGAUUCUAAACGAUACCGACCACGAACCUUUGCAUAUUUCCAACUGCUCCCCUACCCCGUCGAAGACGAUUCCGAUCGCGAUGCUGCCCUGCAAGGAAUAUUGAAACAGCUUUAUAUAGCUGUAAAAGCUGAGGAUUUCUCCCCUGGCGCUCUCCAUUGGACGCGCCAGCUCCAAGGAUGGCUGUCUUUGAAGUUCGAUAUGCCUCGCGAGCUCCGCGCGAGGCUCGUCAAGCUAUAUUUCCACCUCUCUCUCGCGCCCGGUCUCGAUAAUAAUUCAGCCGAUCGGUUUUCAAAAAUGGUAGUUACGUUGAUUAGGAGGAAACAAGCUCUUAAGCCCGAAGACGAUUUGGUUCUCGACUGGAGGCCGCUUUGGAAGGAGUUAAAAGCUUUAGUUCUGCCAGGAGAAGCUGCUGCACAUCACUCUUCUCGAAGAAGAGGUGCUAAGCAUUUACGGAAGUUAUGCCUCUACUCACAGCUAUACUUCGAUCCCAGGGAGCGAAGAGCAAUACUGGAAGAGAUCCUGCCUUAUUUCAGCACAUCGGAUAUCCAAAAUGCCUACAUAGUCAUCGGUAUUUUGAAUAUCCUCAUGCCUACCACUCCAGCUCCCCCCACCGAGCCACAGUCUCAACCGUCAGACUUUAUACCUACCUUUUUCCAUCUUUGGUCGUUGAUGACGCGAUCCAAGGUUGUGGACAACGCUUUCAUCGACAUGUUCUCUAGACUAGCCAGAGAUUACCUAACAUGUCGCCAUAUCCUCUUCGGCGAGCAUGGCAUUUUCACGCGGGAGCAGUCCGACCUAAUCUUUACUUCCAUCCUCCGCCUAACCGAGAUUCCCGUCGGACAGGCAAAUUCGCCAUACGCAUCUCUCGACUACUCGGCUGGAAUGGGCAUCUUUCUCGAGAAAGACAAGAAGAAACAUCCAAUAGCCUAUAUUAUUGCUCGCUGGGUUAUAUCUUCUCUGUCACCUCAUUGCCUAGACAAGGAAAACUCUAUCUUGGAUAGUCUGGAAGGGUUGAUGGAAUCGGUUGACACAUUCUUCCACCCAUCAAACCAAGGUUCGUGGACUAAGAUGCUUGCGCAGCUGACUUACUACCUCAGUGAGCUGUUUGUGUCUCGUUGGAACAGGGAACAGAAUGAAGAGCAGGAUACGCCCACCGAACGAAGAAUCAAUGAUGCUCUGAAGCGUAGAUUCGUCUUAAGUUUGCGAGAAGUCACCUUUAUGGGGCUUUUCGGUAAAAGUUCCUCCAUUACCAGCUUGUACUUCAACGCUCUCCAAAACCUUACGUACCUUGAACCCGAUAUGAUGCUACCUGGCGCACUCCAGAGAUUCUACCCAAGUUUGCAAGGGUUGGUCGAAGUGCAUCGGACUACCUCUAGUCUCUGUGGCUUAAACAUGAUCGCCAAUAUCAUGUCGCGCCAGAAGGGCUUUAGAUGUCACAUCACUGCUCUAUUAGCAUUAGCUUUACCUGGUAUUGAUGCUAAUGAUCUUAACAAGACACAGUAUACAUUGAACUUCAUACAAAGUGUUGCGUACAGUAUUCCAUUUGUGACUUUAGCAAAGGAAAACAACAAGAUCCAUGAUACUAGCCUUGCUAUGCAGUGGGUGCAGGGUGAAAUGGAGCGUAUGGAACGCGAGGGUCAAGACGUCAAGAUCGAUUAUAAAAAUGAAUUGACUGAUGAGGACGAAGCGGACAUAGUUCGUUCGUCGACGGCUGGCUUCGGCGAAUUCAUCAUCGCGCUUCUAGGGAAGGUCUUUACGUUAUUGGAAAACCUUCCAGAUGCUGCACAAGUACGAUCGGGAUCCCCCGAGGAUAAUAUCAUCAACACUCUACCAGCUGCAUUGACCCCGAUGUUUGCCUCCCUAUCGCCGGAACUAUUUGACAUUGCCCUAGAGAAGCUCUCCACCUUUGUCUCAAGCCAUGUCGUUCACCAAGCUCGUGAUGCUAUGGCUUGGAUAUGCAACGCACUUUGCAAAGUGAAUCCUGAGAAAACUCUCAAGGUAUUCAUUCCCAUGCUGAUUGUCAACAUCCGCAACGAGAUUGAUUACAACGGUGCCGCAUCCGAUCGGAGUAGCGGUACUGAAGUUCUCCCCCGGGAUAGAGCUCUAGUCUGGCACGUUAGCAUCCUGAGCAUGUGUGUCGUUCACGUUGGAAGCGAGGUGCUCAAGUACAAAAAGGAUCUCUUCGAGAUCGCGGAAUACAUGCAAGAAAAGUGCAAGGGUCUUCCCACCAUCCAUAUCAGCAAUUAUAUACACCAUCUACUGCUCAACCUCACGCAUACGUACCCAAUAGAUACUUCUCUCUACGAACCCGAUGUUAUAGAGCGUGGUCUUGAUGUUGAUGACUGGGGGAAAACUACGACGCCAGCAGAUCUGACUAUCCGAUGGCACCGACCUUUACAGGAGGAAAUCCAAUUCGCAGUUGAAUUAUUUGAGUCCCAAGCUGGGGGGGCUAUGGAGAGACUCGAAUCUUUCAUGAGUGACAACCCCCCUGUUAGCCGCAAGGGGAAGAACAAAGAAUGGUCGGAUGAGGUCUCUCGUCAGCUCACUCAACUGCGACUGGUUAUCUCUGGUCUUGCUGCUCUGUUUGAUCCUAAACAAGCGUCCGGAGAGUCAAAUGGACAUGUUAAUGGCAACGGCAAAGUAGGCGAGCAGGAAGACGAAAUUAUGGACGAUGUUGAUGACGAUGAUAGCGAAAACCCGUUAGCUGAAGUAGGGGAAGAUGACGAGACGAAACCGCAAUUCAAGUACCCAAGCGGUUAUCUACUCACGCAUGGCAGCCAACUUUUCAAUCGAAUCCAUAACCUCCGAGAGGAUAUUGGAAAAUUACUCUCCCGAACCCAUUCCUUCCUCAAUGCCAACCAAGAGGAUGAUGUUGCUUGUUUUACCGCGUUGUAUAAUACGUAUCGUACCUGGAUUACGGAUGUAGGAUUUGAGCGGUCGGCCCAUCCACUGGAUCGUCUCGUUCGGCUCUACAGAGCAGAUAUCGCUCCCUUCAAGAUUAGCGGUCUACGAAAGCCAUACCCUCGGCCUCUUCUUAUCAAACGAGCUGAUGCCUACCAAUUACAACGAGUGAAGCAUAAUGCAUCAGUUCGGAGGAAGAGUGAACUAGACAAGCGCUUGUUGCUUGACCUCGCAGAAUCGUCCGUCUCGUCGUACGCAGAUGUGCGACGAAUAGCACAAGGUGCCCAAGACGCGUCACUGAAAGCAUUAAUAGGUGGCCGCCCACUUGUCAUCCCCGUUAUCCUGGAAAGAUUCCGCAAGGCCCUCGAGGAAACCGAUCACGACCGAAUUAAAGGCGCGAUGUUCACUUUACUCUUUACAAGUCUUCUUAGAACAUUGAUGAGAGACUGGAGAUUCGCUCCUGACUUAAUGCGGUUGUAUAUCCAGACUGCCAAUGUCGACAAAACCUCAAUCCAAAACCUAGGUGCUACUGCCAUCUAUCCGCUUAUCGAAUUCGGCAAACGGUUUGAAUUGAUGGUGUUGACAGAUGAGCAAGUAGUUAAUUUGAUCAAGCCGGACGACGAUUGUUCAAGAGCCAUUGAAUCAAGACACGACUUUAUAGUUGAACGUAGGAAGAAGGUGGAAGAGAAAAAGGCCGCUCUAGGUCUAGAGCUGGCAGAGCUUUCCAAGGAGUCUCACUGGAAGACAGCAAGUCGCUGUGCUAUUUUCACAACUAAUUUGUGUCUACGCUUUGAAAGCAUUGCGCCUCCGGAGUUCAUUGAGCUUAUCGUCAAGGGUACAAAUGAUCCCCACCCCGGUCUAAGAUCUAACUAUCUUAAUGCCUUCUCGAGCAUUUUCACCGCCGUCGAUCAGCGUGCCGUCUAUGGACACAGUUACCGAAACUAUCUCGAGGAAAAAGAAAAAGACCUCAAUAAACUUGUGAUUCCAGUUCCGAAAGGCGACGCCGAAUUUACAGAGACAUUCCUAGAUAGCUUCAAGCAUCCGGAAAGUUCCGAAUACUUCGUCGACACAGAUCACCCAGGUUGGUUGGUCUGGGGUAAACAAUUCAAUGCUUUUAAAGCAAGGCCAGAAAAAUUUGACUCUUACGACGAAGUUGAAAAGGCUGCGAGAGAACAAAUUGGCAAAUUGAUCACGAAGGAGUGGCUCUCCAAAUGCUUCGAUUAUUUGAAGCAAGAACCGCGUGACUCUUCGUCAGAUAGAUUCCGGGCUACGAAUGUUGUAUUCCUCAUGCAUAUUUUUGACCUUAUGAUCUAUGGGCAAACGGAACUCAAAUUUGAGGACGUCAAAGCGCUUGUUGCCGAAGUAUAUGGGGAUGGAAGUGAUAAACAUCAGCAUCGCGCUACGGCCGAAAUUCUGGGCGCCUUGAUGGUUGGGACGGCAUACGAUCCCGUCCACAUGAAAGAAGAGGUGUGGAGCUUUGCACAGCCGAUGAUGCUCGAUAUCAUAGCAGACAAUCUGACCCCUGACAACCUCGCCUACUGGGUUACAUGUCUUCACUUCAUCAUUGACACAAAGGAUCCCCGUCGUGCUCCCGAGCUUGUUAACCGUUUAAGCUCAUUCCGCUUGGACAUGAAUUCUAAUGCUGCCUUCAAGGAGUCCUCAAAAGUACAACUUCUUGAGUAUUUUAUUAAUGGUUGUGGCUGGCAUUAUCGUCAUGAGAAGCCAAUUCUACAAGAUUUCUUAGCGCACAUUGAUCACCCUUAUAAAGCUGUUCGUGAAUCUAUCGGCCGUGUCAUUGCUACUAUCUACAGAACCCGGUACCACGAAUCAUUCGAGAAUGUCGGUGCUCUGCUAGAGCAAAACAAAACAGAUUCUAAUAUUGGUAUUCGACCAUACCAGCCAACUGAUGAAUUCGCUGCAACUAUUCGCGACGUAUUCGCUCGUCUCGAAACAUGGCGCCACGAACGAGCGCCUGGUCAACAAACUCCAUCUCCCUAUACGUCUGGGUCAAAAACUGUGUUAAUAUGGCUAGAUAAUACUCUAUCCUCGCAGGAAUGUAUUCAACUCAUUCCUUUCUUCCCGGAUCCAAUCAUUGACCAACUAUUGCACAUGAUGGAUGUCAAGGAGGAUCCUGAAUUGAUGCGGUUAGCCUACCAUGUUUACCGUCAUUUACCCAAUAUCCCUUUCAGGACUGGCGAGGACGCGCCAUUCAUAGCGGCAUUGAUCCGUCUUGGAACAACCGCUACAAGCUGGCACCAACGUCUAAGGGCGCUCGUCAAUAUGCAAGUAAUCUACUUCCGCCGACUUUUCCUCAUGGAUGCGUCACAACGCAAAUUGCUCUUUAAUUGCGUGGGUGACAUGCUAGCCGACCCUCAACUUGAAGUCCGAACGGUGGCCGCCUCGACACUGGCAGGCAUGAUCAGAUGCUCGCCUGCCACAAUCCGAAACCCCUUCAUUAAGACCCUGAAGUCGCGUUUCGAGAAGCAGCUAGCAGAUAAUCCGAUGCCAAGGAAGAAAAAACCCGGUACCGAAACGCCGGUUAACGUCACCCAACAGGUAGUGAAGAGACAUGCUGCCGUUCUGGGACUUGGAUCCUUAAUCGAGGCAUUCCCAUAUGCGACUCCGCCGCCAAGUUGGAUGCCGGAGGUUCUUGCCUUGCUUGCGAGGCGUGCAGCUAGCGAUCCGGGUAUCGUUGGCAAGGCAACAAAAGGAAUUCUUUCCGAAUUCAAAAAGACAAGACAAGAUAGCUGGGGAGUUGAUCAAAAGUAUUUCACCCACGAACAGCUCGAGGAUCUAGAAGGAGUCCUCUGGAAGAGUUAUUUCGCGUGA
Hypoxylon trugodes is the source of this 5841-nucleotide messenger RNA. RefSeq lists its product as uncharacterized. The transcript has 2 exons. Lineage: Eukaryota; Fungi; Ascomycota; Sordariomycetes; Xylariales; Hypoxylaceae. The coding region runs from base 1 to 5841 and encodes 1946 amino acids. Gene Ontology annotation, molecular function: proteasome binding; peptidase activator activity. The record is from RefSeq and is a predicted model, not a curated record. Gene Ontology annotation, cellular component: cytosol; nucleus. Gene Ontology annotation, biological process: proteasomal ubiquitin-independent protein catabolic process.